AUGGCAGUUAAAUCGCAUAGCACCAACAAUUUUCUAUCGUUAAGUUCUUCAAAUUGCCGGCUUUCAAAUGGUUCAUAUUGUGUAGGGAGGAAAGUGUCGGACUUGCAUUGUCUAUUAUUUAGUAAAUGGGGCAGGACAAGAAAGGGAUGUCUAAUACAACAUGAUUUGCUAUCGUUGAACAGUGGUCAUGGUUCGGUGGGCUGUAAAAAGUACUAUUUAACAUUUUCUAAGGCUGGAAGGAGUUUACACUUGUUCCCGUUUGCCACCUCUGAUGAUGGUAUGACUGUCAAUGGGAGUCCACAAGCUGACACCAAUGCUAACCUUGAAAAAAUGAGGGUCAAACUGGAUAGUUCACUUGAAGAUGAAAACUUUUAUGAUGGACUUGUACAAGCUUUAAAUGAUGCAGCCAGAGUUUUUGAGCUCGCAAUUAAAGAGCAUAAAUCGUACUCACGUGUAUCCUGGUUUUCAACAGCUUGGCUUGGGGUAGACCAAACUGCAUGGGUGAAGGCAUUGUCAUGUCAGGCUGCCGUGUACUCCUUGUUGUAUGCUGCAAGUGAAAUUUCAUCCCGAGGUGACAGCAGAGAUAGAAAUGUCAAUGUAUUUGUUCAAAGGAGUUUGCUAAGGUUAUCUGCUCCCUUGGAGAGCUUAAUUAGAGAGAACUUAUCAGCCAAACAGCCUGAAGUAUAUGAAUGGUUUUGGUCUGAGCAAGUUCCAGUUGUAGUGACAUCCUUUGUUAAUAAGUUUGAAGGGGACGGACGCUUUACUUCUGCCAUUGCUUUGUCUGGAAAAACUAAGGGUUUAAGCAGUGCAAGUGACGUAUUACUUCUCCUUCUUGCACUUACAUGCAUUGCGGCAAUUGCUAAACUCGGCACGGCUAAAGUUUCUUGCUCACAGUUCUUUUCCAUGAGCACAGAGAUAACUGGUAGUUUGAUGGACAUGCUGGUUGGUUUAACUCCUAUAAGUCAAGCUUAUAAUUCUAUAACGGAUGUUGGUCUACACAGAGAAUUUCUUGUACAUUUCGGUCCUCGAGCUGCAGCUUUUAGAGCAAAAGAUGAGUGGGGUUCUGAAGAGGUUGUUUUCUGGGUAAAUCUGGUUCAGAAGCAGCUGCAGCAAGCCAUUGAUAAGGAGAAAAUAUGGUCAAGACUGACAACAUCUGAAAGCAUUGAGGUUUUGGAGAAGGAUUUGGCUAUAUUUGGAUUCUUUAUUGCAUUAGGCAGAAGUACACGAACAUUUCUUUUGGCAAAUGGUUUUGAUACUCUCGAUGAUCCAAUUGAAGAUUUUGUCAGGUAUCUUAUUGGGGGCAGUGUUUUAUACUACCCUCCGCUCUCAUCCAUUAGUUCAUAUCAAAUGUAUGUUGAGGUAGUGUGUGAAGAACUGGAUUGGCUUCCUUUUUAUCCGGGAAUCACCAGCAUCACUAAACAGUUGCAUGGGCAUAAUAAACCAGAAGGUCCCCCAAAUCCCGAAGCAGUGACGCAAGCAUUUGAUGUUUGCUCUCAUUGGAUGCAGAGCUUUAUUAAAUACAGCACAUGGCUGGAGAGCCCCUCAAAUGUAAAAGCAGCUGAGUUUCUGUCUAGAGGGCACAACAAGUUGAUGGAGUGCAUGGAGGAACUUGGAAUGAUAAAGGAUAAGACAUCGGAGAGUGAUACCAAAAAUAUAGUUGACAGAGAAAGAUCCACAAUUGAGUCAACAAUAAAAGGGUCAGGUUCUUUUGAUGAGGCAUUGAAAAGUGUUGAAGAAGCUGUGAUAAAACUUGAAAAGUUGCUUCAAGAAUUGCAUGUGUCAAGCUCUAGUUCUGGAAAAGAGCAUUUGAAAGCAGCCUGUUCUGAUUUGGAAAAAAUACGGAAACUUAAGAAAGAAGCUGAAUUCCUGGAGGCAUCUUUCAGAGCAAAAGCCGAUUCUCUGCAAGAGGGAGUUAGUAGUGCUCAAACCACCACACCGGUCGGUGAAGAGGACAGGUUAAUAAAAGGGAAAAGCAGAAAGAAUGACAACGUAAGGGUGGACAGGAACAAAAGACAAAUUGGAAACUCUCGUGGAUUCUGGGGCAUCUUUGUACCUCCUGUCACCAGAAAGCCUGACCUGGAAGCAGAUGCGGACGCAUAUGAAAAUUAUAUUGAACAGCCUGCGCCAAAUGUAGGGGUUGUGGAUCAAGAAUCCAAUGAAAUCCACCGCUUUGAGCUUCUAAGAGAUGAGCUGAUGGAACUUGAGAAAAGGGUUCAAAGAAGUGCCUAUCAAUCAGAAAAUAAUGAGGAUGUCUGGCAAGGAACUCAACUUCUUGCUAUUGAUGUUGGUGCUGCCACGGGUUUCGUCAGAAGGACCUUAAUAGGUGAUGAAUUGACUGAGAAGGAGAAGAAAGCACUUAAAAGAACCUUAACGGACAUGGCCUCAGUUGUUCCUAUCGGUGUUUUAAUGCUAAUUCCAGUUACUGCCGUUGGGCAUGCAGCCAUGUUGGCUGCUAUUCAGAGAUAUGUACCAGCUCUGAUUCCAUCCACUUACGCACCAGAGAGUAUUGAUUCAACAACAAACAAAACAUCGUUUGACAGGCCCUUCGGACAUUUUGUUCGAGUGCUCAUUGAUCUUGACAUGUCAAAAGAUCUAAGUUAUAAAAGUUUAGUGGAAAGAGUUGGCUAUGCUUUUUUUUUUGUUGAUUUAGGAUAUGAAAGACUACAAGAUUAUUGUAUCUUUUUCAAUUAUGUGGGACAUUCGUUUGAAACCUGCAGAAGAAAAUGUGGCAUCUCAGGCCUGAGCAAUGGGAAACAACUGAUCAAAAACAACGAGAAAAUAUUCAAGCAAGUGGGAGAGAAAAAUGAGGAAGUUGUUGUCGAAGCAAGGGAUUUAUCUCAAAACCGAAGGAAAACAAUACAUCCUGAAGAGUCUAGUACUAUUGUGAACCUUCCAGUUGUGAAUCCGAUAAUUUUGGAGGAGCCUGUUGUGGCCAAUUUUGAUGGGAAUGCUAAUGAUGGUCUUCCUUUCAAAGAUUCUUCUCUUGUUCCUACUGAAAAUGAUAUUAGCUCAGAUGAGUAG
Molecule: messenger RNA, 3021 nt
Organism: Vicia faba (fava bean)
Lineage: Eukaryota; Viridiplantae; Streptophyta; Magnoliopsida; Fabales; Fabaceae
Source: the annotation of a GenBank genome assembly